Messenger RNA from Pteropus alecto (black flying fox), 1681 nucleotides. RefSeq names its product tumor suppressor 2, mitochondrial calcium regulator (gene TUSC2). The coding region runs from base 149 to 481 and encodes 110 amino acids. The record is from RefSeq and is a predicted model, not a curated record. Gene Ontology annotation, cellular component: mitochondrion. Gene Ontology annotation, biological process: regulation of mitochondrial membrane potential; inflammatory response. The transcript is spliced from 3 exons. NCBI's taxonomy places the organism in Eukaryota, Metazoa, Chordata, Mammalia, Chiroptera, Pteropodidae.
GCGGAAAUGAGGUUUCCGUGGAGACAGCGGAGCCUGCGGAAGACGGCGGCGGCACCUGCGAGGGGAGGCCGAAGCAGGGUAUGGCGACGCCGACGGCCCUGUGAGAGCGAAGCGGCCGCGGGGUCCGCCAUGAGCCGGCGGCCCUGACAUGGGCGCCAGCGGCUCCAAAGCUCGGGGCCUGUGGCCCUUCGCCUCGGCGGCGGGGGGCGGCGGUCCGGAGGCGGCGGUCGCAGAGCAAGCUUUGGUGCGUCCGCGAGGCCGAGUCGUACCCCCCUUCGUAUUCACGCGCCGCGGCUCCAUGUUCUAUGAUGAGGAUGGGGACCUGGCUCAUGAAUUCUAUGAGGAGACAAUCGUCACCAAGAACGGGCAGAAGCGGGCCAAGCUGAGGCGGGUACAUAAGAACCUGAUCCCUCAGGGCAUCGUGAAGCUGGAUCCCCCCCGCAUCCACGUGGAUUUCCCUGUGAUCCUCUAUGAGGUGUGAGCCUAGGGGGUGGCAGGCAUAAGCACCCCCUGCCUCAGGAAGAAACCCCCAGGUUCAAGGUGUGGCUUCCUUUGAGGAAUCUAGGCUGAAGCCACAUCCUGAAUAAACUCCUUUGGCCUGGAACCUUCCUUCAGCUGUGAGCGGGGCAGUCCUGCAUUGUCGGUCAGGUGCUGGUUUGUAUGCAGACAAGAGAUGGCUGGCUGGUGGCUGGUGAGGGCUAAUAGUGGUGUUACCAGCCCAUCUUCCCCAGCAGUCCAACGAGGAGUGUGGCAGGGCAUACAAUGAUUGGGAAUGCCUGGUUCCUGUGCCCUUGCCUGAUCUGCUUUCUUCCAAGCUUGCCUAGGGCCCAGCCCUGCUAGGGGCUACAGCACUUUACAAGUAAGGUCUGCCUUCUUCCAGCCCCUGGGCUGUGGGAGCUGUACACAAGUAGGAACUUCCUUUCCCUCACUUCCUUCACCCUUUUGUUGGAGCAUUUCAGCCGUUUGCUACCUCGAUUCCUCCUCUGUUGGACAGAGGCUGGGGGCAACGCAAGCCUGAUUCUUCCUGCCUACCUGCCAUGUGUUCCCACCCCCAGAUGGAUGGACAGUUUGUUGGCUAUUAAUAGGAGUGGGGACUGGUGUGGGAGGUUUCUCCCCACCCAGGACAGGGCUGAUCCCUCCCCUCUGCAACUAGUUGUGUCCCUUGUCAUCCUUCCCCCCAUCCCACCCCCCAGUUGCGAGAGUAGAGGAUGGGAUGAGGAAGGGCUAUGGAUGCCUGUGCCUAUGGGGAGUUGCCCCUAAGCCACUUACUCCAUCUAGUCCCCCUUGUCUUUGCACCAGCCCCGCACCCCCACUGGGAGGAGACCAUCUGCCACCCUGUGGUGAGGGACAAUACCCUAGGACUGGUGCCAGUAACUCUGAGGAGCCCCGCCACCCCUUCCCCUACAGUGUGCCCCUCUCUGCAGGAUCAGUCAAGGGAAUGUACCAGAGCCAGAAAGGAGAGAACCACCAUAAAAGGAAUACUUAAAAUGUGAAAGUUUGUAAAUAGUCUAGUCCAUGAUGUUGUUGGGGCAGAGUCUGAUUUCUACAUAGAAAUGACUUUUUUUAAAUUCUUUACUGUGCUUCAAGAGUGUGGAAAAUGGUAUGGGGAGGGUGGCCCCCAAUCUAGGAAGGCUGUCGUGUUAUUUGUUCAGUUUCAAUAAAAUUAUUUGUAGACCCUGCA